Messenger RNA from Nematostella vectensis (starlet sea anemone), 734 nucleotides. Its product is annotated as von Hippel-Lindau tumor suppressor homolog. The transcript is spliced from 2 exons. The record is from RefSeq and is a predicted model, not a curated record. NCBI's taxonomy places the organism in Eukaryota, Metazoa, Cnidaria, Anthozoa, Actiniaria, Edwardsiidae. The coding region runs from base 174 to 653 and encodes 159 amino acids.
UCUAAUGUCGACCUUUUGUCAUAUGGCCGCCAUCUUCUUUUAUGAUGCUCGAUUCCGAAGAUGUUUAUUCGGAAGUUUUCGACUGUGACUCGGCCACAAUCUACGUCCGUGGGAAAUUGCUCCCGUAAACAACAUGGACUUAAAAAAAGCGCUUGGAAAAAUAAGCGAACAUUAUGUCAGAAAAUACGGGAAAAUCCAACGCUGAUUCACCUCGAUCUCUACACUGCUUAUCCGUAUCACCUCUGUGUUUUAAAAAUAGAACUGGACGACCCAUUGAGCUUGUAUGGCUGGAUUACAAUGGCCGUGAAGUUGUGAAGGGAGAGUUGGCCAUUUCUCAAGCAGUGUCAAUGAACACCUACGUUACGCAUCCAUGGAAGGCUAGAGACAAGCAAAAUGGAAGAGACAUGUUGAUAAACUUUAGAAGUAUAUACUUUCCUGUUGAACCAGAGGUAAAGAGCGUUCAAUACAGAGAGGGACGAGCUCUUGCUGUUCGAUCAGAAGUCAUCAUAACAAAACCAGUUUAUUCCCUUGAAGAAUACUGCAAACAGGUCAUCUAUGAACUGGUUUCUCUUGAGAACAUCAACAGACUUCCAUUGCCGACUCCUCUUCUCAGUGAACUAUACAACUACUGUGAAGAGAAUGGCAUUAGCUGAAGACAUAUGUAGAACAGAGAUCACAAUGUUGAUUUUAUUGUGACAAAAUUCUAGCUGUUAGUAGUAAAUGUGCCUUCCUUA